Molecule: messenger RNA, 2214 nt
Organism: Cottoperca gobio
Lineage: Eukaryota; Metazoa; Chordata; Actinopteri; Perciformes; Bovichtidae
Product: H-2 class II histocompatibility antigen, A-U alpha chain-like
Biological process (GO): immune response; antigen processing and presentation
Cellular component (GO): membrane; MHC class II protein complex
Source: RefSeq, a predicted model, not a curated record
UGUAUGCAACCUGUGAUGAGGUUGUGAGUAACUUUUACUUCAUAAGUAAAGGAAUCCCUGCUGUAGAUGAGUAUGAUUUUAUUUGAUCAAAUAAAAAAAACAAGGCUGGUUUAAAAAAUAAAUAUAUGCACAGCUUAUGUAGGCCAUAUUUCUCACUUGAGAACCUCCCUCCUGCUAAACCGGUUAGACUGUUGUUUUCCCGUCAACAAAACGGAAACUUUAUAACCGGUUCUUCCAAUAACUCGUGAACUAACUAAUGCAGGUUCCGUUUUUUGUUUUUGACACGAUAUUUAAUGUUUGAAGUGCAGAUUUGAAGUUUAGACCGAGUCUGCAAUUAUGAAGAUCUGCAGCCAAGACAUGAAGCGCUCGGCUCUCUUACUCCUGAUGAUCAACAGCUUCUGUGCCUUUUCACAAAGUCCCAGAGAAUUUGUCUAUGUCGUGGGCUGCUUUGAAAACGGGACAACGGAAAUACAUGCAGAGCUUGAUGCUGAGGAGAUUCUAUACGCGGAUUUUGACAGAUCUGAGCUUGUUUACACUGUGCCUAGAUUAUUUGUGGAUGACCCAGCUAAAAUAUUUGAAGGUAAAUUUCCAUUUAAAAAUGCUUUGAGAAACAAGAAGGCGUGUAUAGCAUUGUUGGAAUUCACCAUAAUGGAGGAGAAAAAUCCACCAGAAGAAACAGACCCCCCUGAGAGCGUGCUCUACCCUGCAGAAGAAGUUGAGUUGGGAGUUGAAAACAGCCUCGUCUGCUUUGUGAAUCAUUUCUACCCACCUGAUAUCAAAGUCAGCUGGACCAGAAAUGGUCGUCAUGUGUCAGAGGGGGUGUCACUCAGUCGAUAUUAUCCCAAUAAUGAUCAAACCUUCCACCAGUUCUCUACCCUGACAUUCACACCGAGGGAAGGGGAACACUACAGCUGCACUGUGGAGCACUUAGCCCUGGACAGGCCUGCUACAAGGAUCUGGGAAACUGACUUCAGUCAUCGCAGUCUUGGACCAAAUGUUUACUGUGGAGUGGGCCUGACUCUGGGCUUGUUGGGAGUCACAGCUGGAACCUUUUUAAUGGUUAAGAGACAUCAUGGACAGUAAUCUCUCUGUUUUAGAGAGAGUAUACACAUGAAAUGAUGAUGAUGAUACACAUACAUUUUACACAGACAAUAAUCUUGAAGUGCACCAUUUAUCGUCUUCUAAACCUCAAUUUGGCUUCGAGAGAGGUAUAAAUUUCAGGCCUGCUGUGGCUCAUACAAGAACAAAUUAAAUCAAGAGUUUAAGAGUGGAAAAAGUAUAAAGUUCAAAUAAAAUGUCCUCAACACACUCAAAGAAGAAAUAAAGUUCAUGAGCUGUGUGUGUGUCAUUUACAUGUGAACACACCUUAACAUACUGUACAUAUGCUAGAUUAUGUUUUACUUUGAAGAGAGACUAUGUUACUUUUAAAAGAAGAUACAACAGUCUAUCUCUUGAAAAAGAAGCAAUAAAACCUUUCUCUGCAGCCUCGCUUGGUCUGAUAUGACCAGUAGAUCAUUGUGGCUAAUGCUAGCUAACAGCAAACUUUAAACAGAUAUUGUAUGACUGACAUUACUGAAUGUCGAGAAGUAUUUUUGAUUUACACAUUGAAGAAAGAGGCUAAUGGGCUAAAUGAAGAUUUUAGUUGAAUGAUUUCUUUAUAAUUAAUUUAUUGGUGUUUCUGUUACUACAAUGUUGCUUAUUCAAACAAUUGCCAUGUAACAUGUUGUCUGCCUGGUUCACUGUUAUCUGUAACUUUAAUAUAUGUUAAAAAAUAUAGAGGUUUCAAUUGAACAGUUUAGUUAGUGUAAACAGAGCUUCUCUUCUACCAGCUACACAAUAAAAAUGUCUUGCACUAUAAUGCAUCAGUAAUGAAAAUACAAUAAUGUAAUAUAUAAUAAUAUAACUCUGACAUGGGCCAUUCUGCUGCACAAUAAGUGCUUUACUUUUGAUCAUUGAAGUACAUUUUUCUGAUAAGACUUAUACUCAAGAAACAUUUUGUAUUCAGGACUUUUACUUGUAAUGGAGUACAAUAUAUGUUUGUAGUGUAGUAUUAUCUGAAUGUUUUUACAUCACUGGCAAAACAUUUAAAUGCACUUUAUAAACAUGUGUAACUAUACAAAAUAUAAAUGAAUCAUUUGUGAUGCUCACUGUUGUCUUCUUGAGAAUUUAACAAGUAGAUUUUUCACUGUGCUGUGCGGCCAUUAUUCAUAAAGU